Molecule: messenger RNA, 864 nt
Organism: Cyphellophora attinorum
Lineage: Eukaryota; Fungi; Ascomycota; Eurotiomycetes; Chaetothyriales; Cyphellophoraceae
Exons: 2
Coding region: 1-864 (287 amino acids)
Source: RefSeq, a predicted model, not a curated record
AUGGGAACCAUCGGUGGCUACGAUCGACUGGCGUUACUAUUCAGCAAGCACCCCGAACUAGCAAACUUUCGAUGCUUUCGUCAUGCGACCCUCAAGUGUCUGCUGUACAAGCAAGCUGAACUAACGUACCUCGAGACACAAGCGAAUGCUUCUGCGGUGCUGAAUAGAGCCGCAGGGGGAGACGAAAAAUUGACCACAUCAUACCAAUACUUUGCAUAUGAUGCUCAAGGAUCAGAGGCUGACGACCAGCGCGAGGCCAUGAAGGAACUUGAGGAAAAGUUGGGAUCUUAUCAUGAGAUGCUCAAAUCGGCCAGCGAUGUUUUCAGACUUGAGAAGACUUCUAGGAAAAGCCUGCAGACACUCAGAGACUGGCUUGGAAGAGACGAUGGCGGACAAUCCUUUUUCAAAGACAACAUGCUUGAAAGCGACCCGUGGACAAUGCCGGCGAAUGAGCAUGACUUGAUUGUCCUGGAUAAUAAAGAAGCGGACGGGUUUGCAGAUUUGGUGACAGAUCACGUUCUCGCUGUAUGGCACUACGUGGUUGGCCGACACUUGAGCCAUGCUGAAGAGGAUCCCAACCUUGGGAAAAUCUGGAGAUAUGAACGAGCAACGUUGACAAUGAUCGGUAACAUCAUCUGCAUGUUGUUUUCGUUCAUCAUACCAACAGUGUCGAUCUUUGUGCUCGAUAACAUCACGACCAUGCGAAACAGACUGAUAUUCGUAUCGGUGUUUAUAUUCCUGUUCGCGUUCACAAUGAUGUUUGUGGUGGGAAUCCGCCGGGAUCAGGUAUUCGCGGCAACGGCUGCGUUCGCCGCGAUCCAGGUCGUUUUUGUCGGAAGUGCUGAGCUGGCGCAAAGUCACUGA